AUGUUUGACGAAACCAGUGAUUUGUCUCAUAAGGAACAGAUUACAUUAGUUGUCCGUUAUCUUUGGAAAGAUGCCGUAAGGGAGGACUUCAUAACUUUUAUUGAUGCAUACAAUGCAGCAGCAGAUGUAAAUGGUAAAGAGUGUAAAGAGAACAAACUAUCAGGGAAAACUCUAGGUGAAAUAGUCUUAAGGAAUGUAAAAGAACUUGGCUUAGACCUUAGUUACUGUGUAGGCAUAGGUACAGAUGGGGCUUCGGUAAUGACAUCUGAAGAAUCAGGUAGUGUAACAAAGAUCCAAUCAGAGGCAGUUAGUGCAAAACGGCUUCCAUGCUACAACCACGCCUUGAAUAAUUCUAUUUCUAAAUCUAAUAAGAUUCGAUCCAUAAAUAAUGCCGUUGGCAUUAUGAAAGAAGUCAUUCACUUUUAUAAUCAGUCAGCAAAAAGGAAUGCUGUUCUAACUGAACACGUAGGAAGGCAACUAGUGAGCCUCUGUGAAACUAGGUGGGUAGAUAGACAUGAUGCAGUAAUUUUAUUUUUUUGUGCAUUGCCAGAAAUUGUCGAUUCAUUUACAGAGAUAAGCGAAUGGAAAGAGUCCGAGUCAGCCAAAAAGGCCGUAUUGUAUAUCAACUCAAUAACAAGCACUGAAUUCAUUUUUUCUUGCGUUUGUCUGGUAGAUAUUCUGAAAAGGACCCUUCCCCUAAGCAAGUUAUUGCAAAAACCAAACUUAGACUUGAACAAGGCUUCCAAUGCAGUGACAGACACACUGACAUGUCUGAAGGAUAGGAGACGAAAUUGUGAUGAUCAUUUCACAGAGUUAUACUUGGAAGCUCUAACUACCUCUGAAAAGCUGGGCGUGCAGCUCAAAAUGCCCAGAGUAGUGAAAAGCCAAAGGCAUAGAGAAAACUACGAAGCAGAGACAGUGAUGGAAUAUUAUAGGAUGUCCAUGUAUAUACCACUUCUCGACAAUGUCAUCACUGAUCUACAAACCAGGUUCUCCGAAGAAAACCUAUUGUGCUUUGACCUCAACCUUUUAAUGCCUGCAAAUAUGUUGAACACCAAUGUCAGCGAAAAAUGCUUGGAGUUGAACGUGAGGCUGCAGAAAGUUUGCCAGAACUUUAAAACUCUUUUGCCCAGUGAUUCUGAAGUGGUACUUGAAGGAGAGUUAAACAUUUGGAGAGCGAAGUGGUCAAGGGAGAAAGAAGAAGGAAUGAAAAUUCCAAACUGUGCCAUAGAAGUACUCAAAUGCUGCGAUGGAGAUAUGUUUCCAACUGUACGAACACUUCUACAAAUACUUAUCACACUACCAGUAAGUGUUGCAAGUGCUGAAAGGUCAUUCAGCAGCCUUAAGCUCGUUAAAUCCUGGCUACGGACAAGAAUGGUUGAAGAGAGGUUGAAUGGAUUGUGCCUUUUAUACAUACAUCGUGAUAUUGAGGUGAAUGUUGAGAACGUAAUUGAGCGUUAUGCUAAAGGAGGAAAAAGAAGGCUGGACUUUAUUGUUUAA
Messenger RNA from Diabrotica virgifera virgifera (western corn rootworm), 1500 nucleotides. Its product is annotated as 52 kDa repressor of the inhibitor of the protein kinase-like. The transcript has a single exon. NCBI's taxonomy places the organism in Eukaryota, Metazoa, Arthropoda, Insecta, Coleoptera, Chrysomelidae. The record is from RefSeq and is a predicted model, not a curated record. Gene Ontology annotation, molecular function: protein dimerization activity. Bases 1 to 1500 code for a protein of 499 amino acids.